Haliotis rufescens (red abalone) is the source of this 2109-nucleotide messenger RNA. RefSeq names its product NXPE family member 4-like. Lineage: Eukaryota; Metazoa; Mollusca; Gastropoda; Lepetellida; Haliotidae. Bases 114 to 1748 code for a protein of 544 amino acids. The record is from RefSeq and is a predicted model, not a curated record. The transcript has 4 exons.
CGUAUUUGAACAUAUUCGUAAACACUGAUAGCGCUCAGUGAAACACGAAUUGGCCUUUCGUGUCGCAAUAGACCUUUCGUGUCGCAAUAGACGAUCAGACCUACACAUCCACCAUGCUGAGAAGAAGAAAGGUGACGUCCAUUGUGGUUCCCUUUUUUCUCUUGGUCGGAGCUUUUAUUUUCUGGCAGGCGAAAAAAUGGCCAAACAAAUAUGGGUUGUUCCUAAUGGAAGAGGUCGAUUUCUCCCGACUUCACGUCAACUACGCAAUCCGUCCUCAAGGAGAAAGACUUUAUUUAACCCAAUCCGAAAUGAUGGGUGAAUGGAACCAGUCCGACAAGGGAAAGUGUACAAGUGCAAAAUCCUCCAAGAUGACACUGUUGAAUGAUAAAGCUGUUUUUGUCAUCGGCGAUGAAAUCCGUGUACAUAUCGACACUUACGAUUACCAUGGAAACAAGAGACAUAUCGGAGGAGAUUUCUUUCGACUUUGGAUGGAGAACACAGAUUUGGGAGCUGCCGUUGCUGGUCACGUGAUCGACCAUAACGACGGAAGCUAUACUGGUGUGAUCCGUGCAUUGUGGGAAGGCACGGCUUCAAUUCGUUGCUUCGUUGAAAGAAGAAAAGAAGAAAUUGCAAUGUUUUAUGACAUUAUGGAGAAGAAGCAUGCAUUGUGGGUGCCAAAGAGGGAGUUUGUUUCCAAUGGUUUUGUCGAGAGUACGGAGUGUUCCAUUAAACCUGACAACUUCCAACGGUACUGUAAUUAUACGGAUAUGAACUAUGGCUUCCCGUGGUUCUGCGCCAGGCCAAGUCAGCCGGAGUUACAAUGUCAGGACUGGAAGAACUCCUGGUCAGAGAACAAAGGAUACCCUCCAGAAGACCCUCGCAAGAGAGGCAUAUACUAUCUAUCUGCCAAGGGAAACGACGAUGAUCUGCCGACACAGAUUCAUAUCACAAUGAUUUAUAAAAAUACGUCAAAGGACUUGCAAGUAUCCAGACCGACAAUCCCGUGCAACAGACUUCCGCCGGAAAUGACGUGGAAGAUGGUGUCUCCCGUUGGUGUCUUUUUUGGUGAUGCCUUUCAGCCAACUUUGUGUCUUGACAAUUUGUCCUUGACUCCAAAGACGUACCGCAGAUGCUUGAAGAACAAGCGACUAUGGCUGCCUGGAGACUCGACGAGUCAGCAGUUCAAGAGGAGUCUCCACUACACGCUCGGUAUUCCUGAUGUCAGCACUGGCCACAACCCUCAGCUUCUGACGGACAAGGAGGAUAACUUUUCCGUGUCUUGGUAUGCACACGAAUUCCCGUUUUUUCACGGAAGUGAGCGAUAUGCACCUACAGUAAAUAGACCGCAACAUCUUCUUCUCGACAGUCUUUCAAAUAACACGGAGGAUAUUGUCGUUCUGUACAUACACGUCCAUUUUAAUUUGGUUCAUCCUGAUGUAUAUCGUGAACAUAUUCGUAAGACAGUCCGGUCAGUGAAGAAGCUUUUGUUACGUGCUCCAAAUGUGACCCUCGCUGUCCGUGGUCCCCAUGCGUAUUACAGAAGUAUGGCCCAGGAACUCGUGUCUUACUGGGGAUUAAUUUAUUCAGAUAUACUCAGAGAAGAGUUUUCUCCCUUCGUUGACAGAGUUAUCUACCUUGACUUUUGGGAUUUGACGGUUGCAGUCGGACCGGGACAUGUUCACCCAAGCAUGACCGUUGUUCAAUCAAUGGUGCAUUACAUGAUGUCGUUGUUAUGUCAUAGAAAUUAAUUUAUUAUAUACUUCAGUGUGAAAGAUAGCAGUAACCAUAACACUUGAUAUUUCACUGCAGUGAACAUAACACUAUGACGGAACUAUGGUCAUUCAAGAGUUACCUCCUCUUAAAUUGUCUCCCUUUAUCGUAAUUGUUUUGCCUGUACUAAAACCGUUGACGUCCUUUUUACGUUAGUUACACAUUGAAAAGGCAAAAUAAUGACAGAUGGUCAUUUAUGGAGUUAAUAUCGCCUCAUGCCGUUUGGUAUUCUCUCGAACAUUUUCGUUAUAAACUGUAAAUUUCUCAUUCAACUAGAGACUGUUCGAUUACAAAGCGCCAUUUUUGUUACUUGACAAGCGUUUAUUCUUUCGCUUCCAA